Messenger RNA from Paraphaeosphaeria sporulosa, 363 nucleotides. RefSeq lists its product as uncharacterized. The transcript has a single exon. The record is from RefSeq and is a predicted model, not a curated record. Lineage: Eukaryota; Fungi; Ascomycota; Dothideomycetes; Pleosporales; Didymosphaeriaceae. Bases 1 to 363 code for a protein of 120 amino acids.
AUGGUCAUGGUCAUAUCAUUUGAGCCCUUUUUAGCACCUAUCCUCCAAGUGAAGAUACCCCUUCUGAACGCAGCCAUCGGAGGCUACACAACUGUCACUCGAAUGCUGCUCGAGAGCGGUGCCAAUGCAAAUGGAGGCCUCGAAGUUAGAGAUACACUCACCGAGGACUCGACAGUCGAGCGGAAAUGCCCAUUGGCAUACGGAAUGAGCAAGGAGAAUGUGACACUUUGCAACCUUUUGAUUCCGUACGGAGCUACCCUUGAUAUGCCAGGAAUACCGGACGAAAGUUUGCAGGAAGCCAAGGGCGAUGGUCUUGAUUCUAUGCUAGUCCUACUGAGAAAGUUUGGAAUCGAGACUCAGUAA